Oreochromis aureus is the source of this 1470-nucleotide messenger RNA. RefSeq names its product Kruppel-like factor 7a (gene klf7a). The record is from RefSeq and is a predicted model, not a curated record. Gene Ontology annotation, molecular function: RNA polymerase II cis-regulatory region sequence-specific DNA binding; DNA-binding transcription factor activity, RNA polymerase II-specific. Lineage: Eukaryota; Metazoa; Chordata; Actinopteri; Cichliformes; Cichlidae. Gene Ontology annotation, biological process: regulation of transcription by RNA polymerase II. The coding region runs from base 256 to 1161 and encodes 301 amino acids. The transcript has 4 exons.
CCUCCAUCACCUCCAGCCUCCUCUUUACGCACCGACUCCCGAGAAUGCGCGCAGGUACGGGGAAGCCAGCCGCCUCGCUCAGCCGCUAACCUCCCUGUUUAAGGACUAAUAUGAAAGAAGUGGAUUUAGAGGUCUGACAGAGCCCAGAGAGGAGGCACAUACACACAUAUAUAGAUUUUUCCUCUUCUUCUUCUUCUGCUUCCCACCCCCUUCCCUGUGGAUCAUUCUUGUUUUCCCAUCACCAGAGCGUAAAGCAUGGAUGUCUUGGCGAACCACAGUAUCUUUCAGGAACUUCAGCUCGUGCACGACACCGGCUACUUCUCGGCCAUGCCUUCGCUGGAGGAGAACUGGCAGCAGACCUGCCUGGAAUUGGAGCGCUAUCUGCAGACAGAGCCCAAGCGUUUGUCGGAGCUCUUUGACCAAGACUUGGAUGGCCUCCUAACUCCAGCCUACAUGAAGGAGGAUGGAGAGGAGGAGCUGUCAGACACCCUGCUCCCCAGCCUGCCGAGGCUCCCAGAACCACCGAGCCCACCUCCGGUGAUCCUUUGCCCUACUCGAAAGAACUUCCCUUCCCCUGGCGCUGUGAGGAGAGACCUCAAAGCCAAAGGACAAGGGGUGGAAAAUAUAGAGGGCAUGGAAGGGGUCCACCAGGCUCAGCUGAGUGCCGUCACCUCCCUGACACCUCCGUCAUCACCAGAACUCGGCCGACACCUCGUCAAACCCAACCAGACGCUGACGGCCUCGGCUGAUGGGACACUCACCUUGAAGCUGGUAGCCAGGAAGGUGGGGCUCAGCGCAGCCCGGUUGGUGGCGGGGCACACGCUUCCUGUCCAGGUGAAAGAUGAAGAUGAGGGGGCUGCAUGUGUGAUCGGGGUUGGAGAGCUACCAGAAAACAAGAAGAGGAUUCACCGCUGCCAAUUCAAUGGCUGCAGAAAGGUGUACACCAAGAGCUCCCACCUAAAGGCCCAUCAGAGGACACAUACAGGUGAGAAGCCAUACAAGUGCUCGUGGGAGGGCUGCGAGUGGCGAUUCGCCCGGAGCGACGAGCUGACGAGGCACUACCGCAAACACACCGGCGCCAAGCCUUUUAAGUGCAACCACUGUGACAGGUGUUUCUCGCGGUCGGAUCACUUGGCGCUACACAUGAAGAGGCACAUCUGAGAAAUUCGGGAGAGGUCAGCGGGAGAGUGGAUGAAAGAGAGAGGAAAAGGAUGGAGGCAGAGUGGAAGAAAGAGAGGGAACGUCUGCAGAAAAAUAACACCUUGGAUUUCAGAGAGAGACGGCAGGACAGAUUGAAAAAAAAAAAGAAAACACAAGAUCUGGUCUUUCUCGACUGGAGAAAUGGAAACCACACAGGGACUACAGACAGAAAUACAGGCAGACAGACAAACUGAUCCUAAGUGGCUCUGUCAAUCUGUGCACGACCAGUUGGUCCAUGAUUCCACGGUGACACAUCUUCACCUCACAACC